CCGGCGGCGGAUCCCGCGACGUCAUCAGCAUGCGCCGACCAGGAGAGGAGGGGCAGGAGGUGGGGGUGCUUGUACGGGGCAACCAAUAGGGGCGGCCGAGCUGCCUGUAACACCCCAACAGCUCCUCAGCCGCGUAGCCCUCGGCUCAGCCGGCUCUCAGAAACUCUCCAGGCCCCCGCUUCUCCCCCGAGCCCAGGCUGUUACGCCAAAGCCCCCACACCUCUCCCUCACACCGCGGCUAGGCCGCACACACCGCACGCACCUCCCAGGACCCCGCCCACGGGGCGGGAGGCAGCGGAGCGCGUCUCGCUGAUUGGGCCGGGUCCGCGCGGCGCCGUGACAUCAGCGACCAGCGAGGUCCAUAAGGGGCAGCGGCGGCGGGUGGUGCCUCAGACGGCUUCGGCGGUGGGAGUGGAGGGUUGCUGGCCAGCUUGCGGUGGUAGCGGUGCUGCGCGGCCUGUGCGUCUCGCCAUGACCCGUGGGAACCAGCGUGAACUUGCCCGCCAAAAGAACCUGAAGAAAACUCAGGAGAUCCACAAAGGCAAAAGGAAAGAAGAUAGCUUGUCUGCUUCUCAGAGGAAACAGAGAGACUCUGAAAUAAUGCAGCAAAAGCAAAAAGCAGCUAAUGAAAGGAAGUCUCUGCAGGCAGGAGCAAAAUGAACUGCCGCUAUGGAUAAGAUAGAGCGCACCGAAUGAAGCAGAACGACCUAGAAGAUCAUUCAUAAAAGUGUUUGGCCAUUAAAUGAUUAAACAUUUAUUGUGCAGAGUUGUUCAACUAGCAUUAGUUAGAGUAUUUUCUGGUUACUAUAAGCCUAGUUGUCUACAAUGCUUUUUCAAAACUAACUACACUCUUCUGCAUGUGUAUGAAUAAAAGCAAUAGCUUUAUUCUAGCUUUUGCUGUAUUUGUUAGUUUUACUUAGUGGUUCCAGUUACAGAAUCUACAGUUAAGACCAGAUUUGGUUGCCUGAAUUGUCGAAAGUACAGCUUCAUUCAGAAUGGAACACACUUGUAAAAUGUGCUUAACCUUGCAGAGGUCUGAACUGUAAAUCUCAAACUAUUUUUACAAUAAAAUGUUGCAUGAAAUACUGUCUAAUCAGAAAUA
Catharus ustulatus (Swainson's thrush) is the source of this 1102-nucleotide messenger RNA. Its product is annotated as formin-like protein 5. Lineage: Eukaryota; Metazoa; Chordata; Aves; Passeriformes; Turdidae. The transcript has 3 exons. The annotation marks the transcript as partial. The record is from RefSeq and is a predicted model, not a curated record.